Molecule: messenger RNA, 2319 nt
Organism: Aspergillus udagawae
Lineage: Eukaryota; Fungi; Ascomycota; Eurotiomycetes; Eurotiales; Aspergillaceae
Exons: 6
Coding region: 1-2319 (772 amino acids)
Molecular function (GO): ATP hydrolysis activity; ATP binding
Source: RefSeq, a predicted model, not a curated record
AUGGCCUAUACCGGCGUUGAAACGUCAGUCACUCUUCAAGUGGUUGAUGAUACGGAACCCCCUUCCCCAGAGGAAAGCGGCACAUUGGUCGUUACUGAGGAGGUCGAAAUAUCGGAACAUUUGUUUCAGCCCAUCAAAUAUACCUAUGAGUGUUAUAACUAUGAUGGCAGGGACUUUACAGAGACUCACGCUGCCCCCUUGAAUCUCGAAGUUGUGAAAGAGGCGGAGCAGCUCGUCGCGGAGGAGCAGUCCUGCGUGUUUGAGAUAGAGACGAGGGUCGAGGUCAAGCGGCCUCGGAAUGGGGCUCACGAGGAUGAUUAUGAUUAUUCACUGGACUGGAUGGAGGUGCGCGGGAUCAAUGAGGCCAAGAUGAUAAUUCACUCACUGCCAUUGCUGGAUGCUAUUCGAGAAAUUGUCAAGUACUACCCCAGCCAGAAUCUCAUCGGUGACAAGGUCACGGUCCACGAGCCGUAUAUGGUGUUGAUCCAUCACAUCCGGGAACUGAAAGAGCUGAAGGCCCGAUUAGAGAGCAGUCUCACCGCCGACUCCGAUAAUCGUAUUCUAGAAAAGUGCCGCCACCUUCAGGUCCUGCUUGAUUUCCUGAAUCUCAAGUUUCAACGGCCGUUGGCCCAAGCUGACAAGCGACUGCUCAAAGAAACCCCCACUGUUGUCUUCGAGGACAUCUGGUACCUUCUGAAGCCGGGAACUUUGGUCUACUUCCUCCAUGAUGGUCUAUGGCUUGGUGGCGCGAUUGAAAGUGUGAGUCGCAGGAGCAAAGACAGUGACAAGAAAGAGGCCUGGAUAGUCAACGUCUUGUUCCAGGACGUUGACUUUUAUAAACACGCGCUUGGCCGCGCUCCUUGUUGCAUUAUCAUAGAGGCCUUUGACGGUGAGAAACUUGUUACCAGUCUGCCAGUGCUCCCAUGCCAGUUUCAUGACCGUCAGGACAAUGGCGCAAGACGGGCAGCGUUUCAGAAAAGGGGAGCUUUAGUUGCUGACAUCGUGUGGAGUGGCUAUAAGUACAUGAAAUAUAGUGGGACGACAAUGGACAGGAAGAAGAAAAAGUAUGAAGGCCCUAUUAUAAUCGGUCCCUGUGACCUAGAGAUUGAGUUUCCCGAACACGACUGGAACUUUGAUUGGAGUCCAACCGAUAUCGUGAAUGCGAAGAUCGGAGAUAAAGAUAAUCGAGACCCCAUUCAUCCGACAAUUCCCCUUGAUCUGAACGUCGAUGCCAGUGAUAAAUCGCUGCUUUCCGAUGAUCACCUCUUAAUGAUGGUCCCAGUCAUGGCUGCAUUUGCUUUGUCGACUAAGACUUGGGAGCCUGUGAACAUUGACUGGGUUACGGAGAUGGAUAAACCAGAUACCAUCCCCGACGCAAACACAAACCCCGAAAACCUUGACAUUAUCAAAGCACUAUCUGAUCGCCAGAUUAAAACAAAGUUUCCUUGGUCUGCAGAUUUUAUCAAGGAUAAAGGAGAAGGCGUUGUGGUGCUGCUUCAUGGACCCCCUGGAGUUGGAAAGACAUAUACCGUAGAAUCAAUUGCAAUAAACACCGGCCGUCCCUUGAUGAGCCUGACAAUAGCAGACCUUGGAGCCAGGGAAGACGCGAUAGAAACCAAUUUGACGAAAUGGUUUGCACUUGCUCAAAAAUGGCGGGCAAUUCUGCUUCUGGACGAGGCAGACAUUUUCCUCGAACGUCGAGAACACAAAGAUCUCGCCCGCAAUGGAAUCGUUUCUGGUAGGCUCAAUUCUAUGCACCCUUUAUGGAUAUGGGUCACUGACUGCAUCCUCAAAGCUUUUCUCCGAAAGAUGGAGUUCUUCAGGGGGUUGCUUUUCCUGACCACCAACAGAGUCGGUCACAUCGAUGAAGCAUUCAUUUCACGGGUCCAUGUCAUCAUCGGUUUCGAGAAGUUGGACUCCAAUCAGCGCAAAAAGAUUUGGAAAAGCUUUCUGGAUAAGCUCCGCGCCGAGCGGAAGGGCCAGAUUCGGGUCACACCGGCCUGCACCAACUACGUGCUGGGAGACGAGAUGAGCUCCAUGGAGUGGAAUGGGCGUGAGAUCCGGAAUGCGUUGCAGACGGCCAUUGCCCUAGCCGAAUAUGACCUUCGUAGGAGCGAAGACUAUGAGGAAGGGAUGGAGAUCACCGUUGAGGGAAUUCACUUUCAGAAGGUUAUGAAAAUGAGCCGGUCCUUCCGCGAGUAUAUGAACAGCAUCCAGCGGGAUACAGAGGAGUAUCGCGCCACAAAGUUUUACGGCCGCAACGACUAUUUCCGAACGGAUAACACUUCAACUGCCACGCAUAAUCCGAGACCUGCAUAG